Urocitellus parryii (Arctic ground squirrel) is the source of this 1324-nucleotide messenger RNA. It is a transcript of the gene Mcrip1, whose product is annotated as MAPK regulated corepressor interacting protein 1. NCBI's taxonomy places the organism in Eukaryota, Metazoa, Chordata, Mammalia, Rodentia, Sciuridae. The record is from RefSeq and is a predicted model, not a curated record.
GGCGCCGCUGGCGGGUGCAGACAGGGCGCCGGGCCUGCCGCCGGCCCCGCUGGCCCCGCUCGGCCGGUGGUCGGCCCAAGGGGAUAGAGAGCUCCGAGGGGCAGCGGCGGCUCAGAACUGCAGAGGGAGGAACGCGGCCUCCGCACCGCCGGCCCUGCUCGUGGACGCCCGUUGUCACUUUGCUGGACAAGAGUACCACCUGGUGCCGCGUCCCCAGCUCGUGGCCGCGAGGGGAGCGAUCGAGGCGCGAUCCGGCCCCCGCACUCUCGCCGCUUCCGCCGCUGCCUCGCCCAGACGCCUCUGAAGCCCUGGGUCCCUUGGAGCAGGCCGCUUCCGCCGACGCCCCUCCCAGCCUGCGGUGGACAGCCAGAGCGAGCCGGGCCCGAGGGAGGCCCUGGGCAUCGGGCCUGUCGGAAGGCCAGGACCCCGCCUUGGGGUGCCGGCAAGCGUUGAGGCAUGCUGCAGGGGGCUUGGGCCAGCCUCAGCAUUUGGGCCCACCCAGCUGCUGACCUCGGCAGGAUGGGGGUCAUCAGGUGCCUUCUUGCUGUCCCAGCUGUAGGUCCACACAGUUUGACCACAGCUUAGAAGGAGGCAGUGGACAUGCCUGCACCCUGCCCCUCUGCUGGAGGGGUCAUGCUCUGUCCCACUCCUGUGUUCGGGGGCUUCUGUUUCAGAGGCUGAGAGGGGAUCCUGCAGCAGAGCACCAGGACCAGAGGACCAGCUAUGACCAGUUCCCCCGUCUCCAGAGUCGUCUACAACGGCAAAAGAAAUAGCAGCCCACGCUCGCCCACCAACAGCAGUGAGAUCUUCACCCCUGCCCACGAGGAGAAUGUGCGCUUUAUUUAUGAAGCCUGGCAGGGUGUGGAGCGAGACCUGCGCAGCCAGCUGUCAGGUGGCGAGCGGGGCCUGGUGGAGGAGUACGUGGAGAAGGUUCCCAACCCCAGCCUGAAGACCUUCAAGCCGAUUGACCUGAGUGACCUGAAACGCCGGAACACACAGGAUGCCAAGAAGUCCUAGAGUGCCAGCGCCCUCCCCUGGCCGCUGGAAGAUCAGGGUGCACUUGAUGUUGGCUUCCUCCUGUCCUGCAGGCCCUCCCAGGAGGAGGGAGGGGCCGUGCUCCAGUGGGCUGCAAGCCCUAGGGUCAGCAGAAUUGAUGGCCGAGGCCACUUCUCUCUGCGCCCCUCCUGUCCUCCCUGGGGAUCUCAAGCUGCCCCUGUCACUUGGAGGGGCGUCUGGCCCUGCCUGUCCCCGCCAGAGGCCCUGACCCUAGUCCCUUCUCCUCACCUGCUGCUGCCCCUCCCUUCUGUUCCUGUCCACUGCGGGA